Molecule: messenger RNA, 2619 nt
Organism: Rotaria sp. Silwood2
Lineage: Eukaryota; Metazoa; Rotifera; Eurotatoria; Philodinida; Philodinidae
Source: the annotation of a GenBank genome assembly
AUGAAACGGGGUCAUGUUUCGGCUCCUCAAAAUACAUUUAUUGAUACAAUUAUUCGUAAAUUUGACUCACAAAAUCGACGUUUUCUUAUAUCCAAUGCUCAAUUGGUUAAUAAACCAAUAAUCUAUUGUAAUGAUGCAUUUUGCGAAUUAACUGGUUAUUCACGUUCAGAUAUAUUACAAAAAUCUUGUACAUGUGAAUUUUUAUAUGGCAAUGAAACAAAUGAAAAAUCUAUUAAACAAAUUCGACAUGCAUUACAAGGAAGUGAUGAAAAAGAAGUCGAGAUUAUUUUAUAUAAAAAUACUGGCAUUAAAUUUCGAUGUUCGGUUCUUAUUGCACCGGUGAAAAAUGAAUCAUGCGAUAUAAUUCUAUUUAUACUUGAAUUCACUGAAAGCAAUGAUCGUAAUCGUCCACGACGAAUUCCUAAAAUUCAUGAAUAUUCAAUUAGUCCAACAAAUGGUAUACGUAAACGGUCAUGGCUACAACUGUUUAAUCCUUUAGGAAAACAUAAGCCAUCGCCAACAAAUGAAUUAACACCAGGAGAUGGAAGCGAUUUUGAAGGUUCUAUAUCAUCGCCUGAUACAAGCGGUUAUACAGCUUUGAAUCAUAAAAAUACAACAACCAUUCAUUUGGAUGAAACAAUUCCAGGAACAACAAAAACUUUCCCAACUGAUUAUAAAAUAAGCCAACAAUUAUCGAUAAGUUCAAAUAAUUUAUUAAAACCUGAUAGUAAUCCUUGGAAUGCAAGUAAUAGUGAUGUUGAAUUAAUGAGAACUAAAUCUCAAAGUAUCAGUAAUAUAGCCGAAACUGUUAUUAAAAAAGAAACAAAAGAUUCAAAAGUUAAAUGUUCAUUUUUACCAAAUAUUCCACGUCAUAUAGCCCAAAUUUUAUCAUUAGGUGAAGAUGCAGUGCCUGAUUUUCGUUUACCUGAUAGUCGUCGUAUACCGCGCACAAUUAUUCUUCACUAUUCACCAUUUAAAGCAGCAUGGGACUGGUUAAUAUUAUUACUUGUUAUUUAUACAGCUAUUGUUACACCAUAUACAGCUGCUUUUCUAAUGCAUGAAGAUGGACCAAAUAAGCAACGUUCACGUCCAUCACGUGCAUUGAAUGUUAUUGAACUUAUUGUUGAUGUUAUGUUUAUAAUUGAUUUAUUGGUAAAUUUACGGACAACAUACGUUAAACAUAAUGAAGAAUUAGUAACACGUGCAAGUAAAAUUGCAAAACAUUAUUUAAAAGGAUGGUUUCUAAUUGAUGUAACAGCUGCUAUACCAUUUGAUAUUUUAUUUUCAUUAAUACAAACAAAAGGUGGUGGUGAAUCAACAGUAUUAAUGGGUUUAUUAAAAACUGCGCGCUUACUAAGAUUAGUACGUAUAGCAAGAAAAUUAGAUCGUUAUUCUGAAUAUGGCAUUGGAGUUUUAAUUUUAUUAACUGCUACAUUUGCUCUUAUUGCACAUUGGCUUGCUUGUAUAUGGUAUGCUAUUGGUCGUCUUGAACGAAAUACUCAUGGUACUGAAAGAACGAUUGGUUGGUUAGCUGAAUUAGCUAAUCAUACACAUCAGUAUUAUAAUGAUUCGGAUCCAACAUCUGGAUUACGUAUAACAUGGCUUGAUGAAUUAGCACGUACAUCAGGUCAAUCUUAUAAUUGUACAUCAAUAAUAUCUACAAACGAAACAGUAUCAACAUCAAUAAAUUUAAAAUCAUGUUUUGGUGGACCUAAUCUUCGUUCAAGAUAUAUUACGGCACUUUAUUUUACAUUUUCAUCUCUUACAUCAGUCGGAUUUGGCAAUGUCAGUCCUAAUACAAAUAUGGAAAAGAUAUUUUCCAUUUUUGUUAUGUUAAUCGGAUGUGAGGAAGAAUUAUCGCCAUGUAAUUUCAAUCUAUUGUGUUUUAUAGCUCUGAUGUAUGCCAGUAUUUUUGGUAAUGUUAGUGCUAUUAUUCAAAGAUUAUAUUCGGGUACAGCACGCUAUCAAAUACAAAUGUUAAGAGUAAAAGAAUUUAUUCGUUUUCAUCAAAUACCAAAUCCUCUUCGACAACGACUUGAAGAUUAUUUUAAUCAUGCAUGGAAUUAUACAAAUGGUAUUGACAUGAAUAUGGUGCUGAAAGGCUUUCCAGAAUGUUUACAAGCUGAUAUAUGUUUACAUUUAAAUAGUGUAUUGCUUAAAAAUUGUCCUGCAUUUAAAGAUGCUAGUGAAGGUUGUUUGCGUACAUUUUCAAUGAAGCUAAAAACAACUCACGCACCACCUGGUGAUAUAAUAACACAUCGAGGUGACAUUUUAACAUCAUUAUAUUUUAUUUCACGUGGUUCAAUUGAAAUAUUAAAAGAUGAUAGUGUCGUUGCUAUUCUUAGUAAAGAUGAUAUUCUUGGAGAAAACCCUGUAUUAUAUAACGAACCAGGAAAAUCCGCCUUUAACGUUCGUGCAUUGACGUAUUGUGAUUUACAUAAAAUAUUACGUGAUGAUUUACUUGAAGUUAUUGAUAUGUAUCCUGAAUUCGCACAAAGUUUUUGUCGUAAUUUAAAAAUUACUCUUACACUACGUGAUGAAGAGCUCGUUUCAAAAUCAAAUGAAUGUCGAUCAAAAUAUUUACCAAAUCCAAAAAAUUAUCGAGAAAGUAAGUAUUGA